AAUUUGUUACUCCUAUUGUAAAAGUGCUGGAUUUGCUAUUUGUUUUCUCAACUGCUUUAAAAUGCAUCUUUCAUUCUUAUUCCAAUAAGAAAAAAUAUCCCUCGUCUGCAUUCAGUAGCCCCCACUUCUUUCAAAUUCAGACGUCAUGGUGUCUCAAUCCAUUUAAUCCCACCAGACUGAACUCAGAAACUGACCAGGAAAAGACGCGAGUCCCAAAUCUUUAAUCUAAUCCGACGGCCAUAUACGAACGCCACAGAGGAGGGAAGGUUGGCCGUCCGAUGAUCAAAAGACAGACCAGAGAAAAAAACUAUCACCAGUCGAAUUUGACUGGAGACUUCCAAACAUAUGCUAAUGGAGGGCGUUUUCAAUGUGGAAACAAAUGUACGAAUUUCCCAGACGCACAAUAGGUUAAUGGAGAAUUUCAUUGACUUUGACUAUAUUACUCAUUCAUUUCAUUGAUUUUGACUAUAUUACUUAUAUCUGAAUGUGGCUUUAGUGGCUUCGUUUAGCUGGACUGAUUGGUAUUGAAGAACCAUGUCAGACGUGUGCAGCAAUAUGCCGGGUGCGCUCGGAAUUUGAGCUGUGUGAGAUUCGAACGCGCGACGUCAAAGUAGGGUUUGCAAGUUUCUUAAUUGUCGUACGACUUUCACAGCUUUUUGUGACCAGAGUACUUUUUGAUUAAGGUCGUUUUUGCUUUGAAACUGAAGAUGUGGGCAUUAUUUUCAAAUUUCUCCUCUUACCUUUAAGCAAAAUGUCUACCAUCAUCGGUUUUCUGAGUUAUUAAGCACUGGCAUCGUUGUCAAUUUUUUCCAGUCGUCUGUAAACAAAAUGUCUAUCAUCUGCUUUCUGAGAUAUUAAGGGCUGGCAUUGUUCUCAAUUUCUCCGGUUAUCUGUAUUCAAAAUUCUAUCAUCUUUAAGUAGUGGAUUUUUCGAUCCAAAAUUUAGCUUUUUUCAAUAAAAUUUGCUCCCAGAAGCCAAGUGGUAUUUGAGAACCUGAUUCAGAUCUGCAGGUUUUGAGGUAUUAAUGGAAGACGGAGCAUCAUUUACCAUUUUCUGAUAGCUGGGAGUAUUAGGAUUCAUAGGUUUUAUGUCCAUCUUUAUCUAUUUUACCGAGUUCAAUAUACCUCUCCCUUUCCCAUUAGGAUUUCAAAUCUGGAUAUUUAGGAUUGAUAGGAUUCAAUAUGUGGAACUUAGUGUACUGCCAGUGUUAUCUAGUUGUUCUCCUAUUAGUAUUCUCUGUCUGGAUACCAUGUAAUUGCACAGUUGCUGGUAAAAAUGCAAGCCUGUUUGGAAAUGCGAGGCCUUUGGUCGUAAAUGUUGGUGCUCUUUUUGCAUUUGAUUCUACAAUUGGAAGAGUAGCUAAGACAGCCAUGGAAUUGGCAGUGAAGAAUGUGAACAGUGAUUAUAGUCUGCUUGGUGGGACAAAGCUAGAGCUUAGUAUGAUGAACUCUAACUGCAGUGCUUUCACAGGCACAGCGGCAGCUUUGGAAUUGUUGAAGAAAGAUGUUGUGGCAAUAAUAGGUCCACAGUUAUCCGUGCUUGCUCACAUUGUUUCGCAUUUGGCAAAGGAACUCCAAAUACCACUUUUGUCCUUUGCAGCUACUGAUCCCACUCUUACAUCAUAUGAGUACCCAUAUUUUAUCAGGAUGGCUCACAGUGAUUUUUCUCAAAUGUCUGCAAUUGCUGCUGUAGUGGGUAAUUAUGGUUGGAGAGAAGUUGUAGUAGUGUACAUAGAUGAUGACUAUGGCAGAAAUGGAGUUUCUAUAUUAGGGGAUGCUCUGGGAAAUCUUAGAGCUAAGAUUACUAAUAAGGCAGCCAUGCCUCCUGGAAUCAGCCAGAGUGAAAUGGGUAAUAUAUUGGCGAAAUUGGCUUUAGAAGAGGCACGGGUUUUUGUAGUCCAUAUGAAUUCAGAUGCCGGUCUUAAUCUUUUCUCUAAGGCUAAAGACAUCGGAAUGUUGAGCAGUGGAUAUGUUUGGAUAGUCACAGAUUGGCUAUCCUCUGUUCUAGAUUCAACUGUACUUGCAACAGAUGACAUGAACUCACUUCAAGGGGUGAUUGGCCUGCGACGGCAAAAUCCAAAUUCAGAAAAACGCAACGAGUUUACAAGAGUGUGGAAAAGGUUACAAACAACUCACAUGGUACAUUCCUCUUUGAAUGUGUUUGGACUGUAUGCUUAUGACAGUAUAUUGAUGAUUGCUCAUUCCAUCAACGCCUUCCUGAAUCAGGGAGGAAAUUUCUCUUUUGUAGAACAGAACACACUAUCAAAUAAGAGUGGAAGCAAUUCAGAAUUAGCAGCUUUGAAGGUCUUCGAAGGAGGAGCACAGUUACGGAAGAUAAUACUAGAAACUAAUUUCACCGGUGUUGCAGGUCCUGUGCAACUAGAUAAAUACAGGGAUCUGAUGGGCUCUACUUUUGAGAUUAUUAAUAUAGCUGGUACAGGAUUUCGCAGCAUCGGUUACUGGUCAGAUCACACUGGCCUCUCAGUUACACUACCGGAAUAUUCAGCUACCAUCAACCAUAACCAAUCUCAUGUAAAACCAAAACUUCACGAUAUCAUAUGGCCUGGUGAAAGCAAAGUAGUGCCACGGGGCUGGGCAUUUCCAAACAAUGGCAAGGAACUUGUGAUUGGUGUUCCCAGAAAAAUAGGUUUUAAAGAGUUUGUGACAACAGUAAAUGAUAGCCACACACCAAAAGGAUUUUGCAUUGAUGUGUUUGUUGCUGCAGUGAAUUUGCUUCCUUAUGCCGUUCCAUACACAUUUAUAUCUUAUGGAACAGGGAAUUCUACACCCAGUUAUGACAAGCUCGUCGAACAGGUUGCCUUUAAGAAUUUUGAUGCAGCCGUUGGAGAUAUUUCAAUUGUGACAAAACGGUCGAAGAUAGUGGACUUUACGCAGCCUUACGUAGAAUCUGGCUUAGUUGUGGUGGUACCUGUUAAAGAGAUUGAUUCCAAUGCAUGGGCUUUCCUGCGUCCGUUUACAGUACAGAUGUGGUGUACAACUGGCGCCUUUUUUCUUGUCAUUGGUAGUGUUGUGUGGAUUCUGGAGCAUAAAUCAAACCCAGAGUUCCGAGGGCACCCAAAGCAGCAAAUCAUGAAUGUUCUCUGGUUCGCAUUCUCUACGAUGUUCUUUUCCCAUAGGGAAAAUACUGUGAGCAGCCUUGGACGUGCAGUACUAAUCAUAUGGCUAUUUGUUGUUUUGAUCAUUAAUUCAAGUUACACAGCAAGUUUAACAUCAAUCCUCACAGUGGAGCAGCUUUCACCAACAAUUCAAGGAAUUGAUAGCUUGGCAUCGAGCAAUUUACCAAUAGGAUAUCAAUCAGGAUCCUUUGUUGCAGAUUAUCUAUCAGGAGAGUUCAAUAUAGCGAAAUAUAGAUUAGUGCCUUUAAACACUAGGGAUAGUUAUGCUGAAGCAUUGUCUCUGGGGCCAAAAAAAGGUGGUGUAGCAGCAGUUGUAGACGAGCUUCCUUAUAUUGAAUCAUUUCUAUCCACACGGUGUGGAUAUACAAUUGUGGGCAGUGAAUUUACUAAAAGUGGAUGGGGGUUUGUUUUUCCAAAGGACUCUCAACUUGCAGUUGACAUGUCCACAGCAAUCCUGGACCUUUCAGAAAGUGGGGAACUUCAGAGAAUUCAUGAUAAAUGGUUGAAAAAUGAUAUAUGUAGUCUAGAGGCCCGUGCAGUCCAUUCAAAUAAGUUUGGCCUGGAAAGUUUCUGGGGCCUUUUCUUAGUUACAGGGAUUGUGUGCUUUGUAUCUCUGUUUGUAUUUUUCUUUCGCAUGAUUUUUCAAUUCACUCGUUAUGCUGAUGCAUAUAAUGAGGAAUCUCCUGGUAAGUCACAUUCCUUAAGCCUAAGAAGUGCAAAGGUUCUAAGAUCAUUUGCCUCUUUUGUUGAUGAAAGGGAGGAUAAUGAAAAAAUAAGGAGGCUGAAGAGAAAGCGUGCAUUCAAGAAAAUGGAUCCCGAAUUCGAAUUGAGCCAGACUCAGAGCCGUCCAAUCUGAUUGACAUCCCUUGAUAUGGGCUUCUCUGUUGAUCAUACCAUUGGUAUUUACCCUAUUCAGUUUGAUACUAGCGAAACUACCACUUUGAUUUGAAGCUAAAACGUCUUUGUCAGUGCAACGGUAGCUCUUAGUUAUUGGAAGGAAGCAGAUUGCCAAUGAAAAGAUGGCUCUCAGUUAUUGAAAGGAAGCAGAUUAUCAUUUUCAGUUAUUCUUCAUUUCUUAACAGCUUCAUUUCUAUGAAGAACUUUCCAGGGAAGCUUACAAAACAGCGUUGUUAAAAAGGCUUGACAUAAACAACAAUUUAUUUA
Cryptomeria japonica (Japanese cedar) is the source of this 4300-nucleotide messenger RNA. Its product is annotated as glutamate receptor 3.3. The record is from RefSeq and is a predicted model, not a curated record. Gene Ontology annotation, cellular component: plasma membrane. Lineage: Eukaryota; Viridiplantae; Streptophyta; Pinopsida; Cupressales; Cupressaceae. The coding region runs from base 1182 to 3992 and encodes 936 amino acids. Gene Ontology annotation, molecular function: glutamate-gated receptor activity. The transcript has 6 exons.